This is a messenger RNA of Haliotis rubra (blacklip abalone), 1437 nucleotides long. Its product is annotated as putative ankyrin repeat protein RF_0381. Gene Ontology annotation, molecular function: protein binding. Lineage: Eukaryota; Metazoa; Mollusca; Gastropoda; Lepetellida; Haliotidae. Gene Ontology annotation, cellular component: cytoplasm. The transcript has 3 exons. Bases 1 to 1437 code for a protein of 478 amino acids. The record is from RefSeq and is a predicted model, not a curated record.
AUGACUAGCGCUCAAGGCCCCGGAACGACCAUGUGGUUGAAAAAAGCGGUCUCCGACCUCGGGGACAGGUGCGGAUUCGAUGAACCCGGAAUCGACGGCACACUGUAUGCUUUGCAACUAAAAAACAACAUUUACAAAUGCGACGAAGUCCCCACCGUCGGCGGUGGCAGUAACUUAGGGGAUAUCGUCAAUACCCCAGGAGCUGACAGCAACACUCGGUACGGCCUAGUCCGCAACGACGAGGACAAAUGGACGAUAUACCCAGCGUUCGGUGGCAAACUGUUUGACUUAGACGACGUCGAGACCACGGUUGUCACCCGAACACAGAAUGCAGAUAUUGAAGUGUUUCACUUUCUUGUUGGGCAAGGAGCCGGCAUGUCAAUCACAAAUUUUGCACAGGCGAACAUCCUUCAUUUGGCAUGUGAGGGGGGAAACAUUCAAAUUGUGAAGUUUAUACUCCAACAGAAUGUGACAGAUGUCAACAGCAGAACACAGGACGGGUCAACGCAAUGCAAAGGUGCAACUAUAAAGGAGGACCACCUUCAUGUUGCAUGUGAGGGCGGAAAUGUGGAUAUAGUGAAGUAUUUCCUAACACGAUAUAGUGAAGACAUCAACAAAGGAGGAGAAUUUGGAUGGACACCCGCAAUGUACGCAGCGCGUCAUGGGCAUAGAGAAGUGUUGCAUUUGCUUGAAAGUGAAGGAGCAGAUUUGACAAAAGAGAAUGAUGAUCAUGACAAUAUCUUCUAUUUCGCCAUCCUAUCAGAAGAUCCUGAAAUAGUGAAAUAUAUAGUCAAACAUAAUACUGUGGACAUCAAUAGAGAAAAUGACGAGGGCAUGACACCUGUCAUGAUAGCAGCAGAUAACGGAUUUAAAGAGGCGUUUCACUUGCUCGUAAGUAAAGGGGCUGAUCUAACAAGAGUAAAUGAAAAAAGGGAGAAUAUACUCCAUCAUGCUUGUCGUGGAAGAGGCAUGGAGAUAGUGGAAUAUAUUCUGACUCGGAAUAUGGUGGAGGAUAUUGACACAAGAACAGGGACUGGAAAGACUCCACUAAUGAUUGCAGCAUCAGAAGGCAACAAGGAAGUAUUUGAUUUACUUGUGAAGAAAGGAGCGAAUCUGACACUUCUGGAUGAGGAUGACAAGAAUAUUCUUCACUUUGCUUCGGAAGGAGGAAAUAUUGAGACAGUUCAAUUUAUUCUCUCACAGCACAUUCUGAGCAUAAACAGCAGAGGCGACAACGGACAGACGGCAGUAAUGACGGCGGCUAAAAAUGGACAUAGAGCAGUGUUUCACUUACUGAUGGAAAAUGGAGCAAACUCAUCAUUCAUUGAUACGAAUGGCAAGGACAUGCUAUAUUUGGCUUGUGAUGGUGGUAAUAUAAACAUCGCCAAAUACAUCAUGACAGUUAAUAAGGAGUUAGAUACGACAUUAAACAGAUAG